AGUCGCCGACAGCAGUCCAGCAGCAUGCGGCCAAUCAGCGUCCUGCAGGCGGCCAUCUUGCUGGCGGGUCUCGCGGGCAGCGCCGUGGGGAUGACGGGCCGCGCGCUGGAGAAGGCCAAGGAGGUGGACGCCAAGUGCCGCGCCGAGACGGGCGCCGGGGAGGGCAGCUUCGGCAAGUUCGUGGCCGGCGCCAUCGAGGUGGACGACCAGGUCUUCAAGUGUUUUAUCAAGUGCAUCAUGAACGAGUUGGCAGCGCUCGACCACGCCGGCACCUUCAACCUGGAGGAGGAGCUGCUGAACGUGCCGCCAGAGGUCAAGGAGGAGGGGCACCGCAUCGUGACCGCCUGCCAGCACACCAAAGGAGCAGACCCCUGCGACACCGCCUACCAGCUCCACAAGUGCUACCACGACGCCAACCCAGAGCUGUACAACCGCGUGCUGUCUGUGUGGGACUUCAACGCCGGUGUUUCGUAGAUCUCAGCUUCCACAAAACCCGAAUCACAUCAUGAAGAAGACGACGACUUCGCUCAUCAAGGAUCUCGGCUGCUGUAAAUAUUUUCUUAGUUCAAGGCUGUGCUGUAUUUGCUCUGUAACUUGAUAACUAUUUUGAAUUAAAAAACCAACAAUUGCUUGUUA
Messenger RNA from Bacillus rossius redtenbacheri, 636 nucleotides. Its product is annotated as general odorant-binding protein 69a-like. The record is from RefSeq and is a predicted model, not a curated record. The coding region runs from base 25 to 474 and encodes 149 amino acids. Gene Ontology annotation, molecular function: odorant binding. The transcript is spliced from 7 exons. Lineage: Eukaryota; Metazoa; Arthropoda; Insecta; Phasmatodea; Bacillidae.